UUUUAUCUCCUUACGGCAUUUCUGGCUCCCCGGUUAAUGUUAGCUAACGGUAGCUAGCUAACUUAGGACCGCUGCUCGUUCGUUGAUGGCUCGAUUGCUACAGCUAAUUAGCUUGGACCUUGUAUGCUGUCUUUCUGUGUCUGUGAGCAUGAACCUCGGUCAAUAUGGAAGAAUAGGGCACACCAGGGUCUGAGGGAAAUGGAUUUUGAUUUGUCCCAGUCCUGCUACCUAGUGUCUCCUCACUUCACUACCAGCCACCUCUGAAGGACUUGGAGACGUUUAUGGGAACUACAACCGGGCUCGCUCUCUGAGGAUUUAAGCUCUUCCUUCGGGACGCCAUUUUCCACCGUAGCGGACGGUGCACACAGCAAGAAAAUCAUGGCGAACAACUCGUACAGCGGAGUGAAGAACUCCACGGCAAUGGCCAACCACGAUGGGGACUUUGGUUGCUCGCUCAAGGACCUGCGGGCCCUCAUGGAACUGCGGGGGGCGGAGGCAAUAAGCAAAAUUGGGGAAAGUUAUGGGGAUGUUCAAGGACUAUGCACCCGAUUGAAAACAUCACCUGUAGACGGUUUAAGUGGGCAGCCUGCAGACAUCGACAAGAGAAAACAAGUGUUUGGGAAGAACUUAAUACCUCCAAAAAAGCCAAAAACAUUUCUUCAGUUAGUUUGGGAAGCAUUACAAGAUGUAACGCUGAUUAUCCUUGAAGUGGCAGCCAUAGUUUCAUUAGGCCUUUCUUUUUACAAACCUCCAGAUGCUGAACGGAAAAACUGUGGGAAAGCAGCUGGAGGAGUCGAGGAUGAAGGCGAGGCGGACGCGGGCUGGAUCGAGGGUGCCGCCAUUCUGCUGUCUGUCGUCUGUGUGGUGCUAGUGACCGCGUUCAAUGACUGGAGCAAAGAGAAGCAGUUCCGCGGCCUACAGAGCCGCAUUGAACAAGAGCAGAAGUUUGCCGUGGUCCGCGGCGGCCAAGUCAUUCUGAUCCCUGUAGCCGAGAUUGUGGUCGGCGACGUUGCACAGAUAAAAUACGGUGACCUCCUGCCCACGGAUGGUGUGCUUAUUCAAGGGAAUGAUCUCAAAAUCGACGAGAGCUCGCUCACGGGGGAGUCGGACCAUGUCAAAAAGACACUGGACCGGGAUCCAAUGCUUUUGUCAGGUACCCACGUCAUGGAAGGCUCUGGGAAGAUGCUGGUCACGGCCGUGGGCGAGAACUCUCAAACUGGAAUCAUCUUUGCUUUACUGGGUGCCUCAGAGGAAGAUGACGAUGAUGAGGAUGAGAAGGAGGCCAAGAAAAAGGAGAAGAAGGAGAAGAAAAAGCAAGAUGGAGCUGCUGAUAACCGCAAGAAAGCUAAAGCCGCAGAUGGAGCUGCCAUGGAGAUGCAGCCACUCAACAGCGCCGACUCUGACGAGAAGAAGAAAUCCAACUUAAAGGAGAAGAAGGAGAAGUCCGUUCUUCAGGGGAAACUCACCAAACUAGCGGUCCAAAUUGGAAAAGCUGGUCUGGUGAUGUCCGCCAUUACAGUCAUCAUCCUGGUCGUGCUGUUUGUGGUGGACACCUUCUGGGUCCAAGACCUUCCCUGGGACACAGAAUGCACGCCCAUCUACGUCCAGUUCUUCGUCAAGUUUUUCAUCAUUGGUGUCACUGUGCUGGUGGUGGCUGUCCCCGAGGGUCUUCCCCUGGCCGUCACCAUCUCCCUGGCCUACUCCGUUAAAAAAAUGAUGAAGGACAACAACCUGGUGCGUCACCUGGACGCCUGCGAAACCAUGGGCAACGCCACAGCCAUCUGCUCGGACAAGACCGGGACCCUGACCAUGAAUCGCAUGACCGUGGUGCAGGCCUACCUGGCCGACAAGCAUUACCGCAAGGUGCCGGAGCCGGAGCUCGUCCCUGCCGCCAUCAUGGACAUCCUCAUCCUGGGCAUCAGCAUCAACUGCGCUUACACGACCAAGAUCAUGUCUCCGGAGAAGGAGGGCGGUCUGCCGCGCCAGGUGGGCAACAAAACUGAAUGUGCCUUGCUGGGCUUUGCCAAUGACCUGAAGCGUGACUACCAGGCCAUCCGCAACGAGAUCCCAGAGGAGCAGCUCUACAAGGUCUACACCUUCAAUUCCAGCAGGAAGUCAAUGAGCACAGUGCUGAAGAACCCAGAUGGGAGCUUUCGCAUGUUCAGCAAGGGUGCCUCUGAGAUCAUUCUCAAGAAAUGCUGCAGGCUGCUGACGGCGAGUGGCGAGGCCAAGGUGUUCCGACCCCGGGACCGAGACGACAUGGUGAAGAAAGUGAUUGAGCCCAUGGCGUCGGAGGGCCUCCGCACCAUCUGCCUGGCCUACCGCGACUUCCCGGUCUCAGAGGGCGAGCCCGACUGGGACCAGGAGAACGAUAUUCUCACCAGCCUGACGUGCGUGUGUGUGGUUGGCAUCGAAGACCCCGUCCGGCCUGAGGUCCCAGAUGCCAUCAAGAAGUGCCAGCGUGCCGGCAUCACUGUACGCAUGGUCACCGGGGACAACAUCAACACGGCUAGAGCCAUCGCCACCAAGUGUGGCAUCUUGCAGCCCGGAGAUGAUUUCCUGUGCAUUGAUGGCAAGGAGUUCAACCGACGGAUACGCAACGAGAAAGGAGAGAUUGAACAAGAGCGCAUCGAUAAGAUCUGGCCUAAACUCAGAGUGCUUGCACGAUCCUCGCCCACCGACAAGCACACUCUUGUGAAAGGCAUCAUUGACAGUACGGUUUUGGAACAGAGACAGGUGGUAGCAGUUACUGGAGAUGGCACCAAUGACGGGCCCGCCUUGAAGAAAGCUGAUGUGGGCUUUGCCAUGGGUAUUGCCGGCACCGAUGUAGCCAAGGAGGCGUCUGAUAUCAUCCUGACCGACGACAACUUCAGCAGUAUAGUGAAGGCCGUGAUGUGGGGCCGCAACGUCUACGACAGCAUCUCCAAGUUCCUCCAGUUCCAGCUGACUGUCAACGUGGUGGCCGUCAUCGUGGCCUUCACCGGAGCUUGCAUCACCCAGGACUCUCCUUUGAAGGCAGUCCAGAUGCUGUGGGUGAACCUGAUCAUGGACACCUUUGCCUCCCUGGCCUUGGCCACGGAGCCCCCCACGGAGUCCCUCCUGCUGAGGAAGCCGUAUGGCCGCAACAAGCCUCUCAUCUCCCGCACCAUGAUGAAGAACAUCCUGGGCCACGGUGUCUACCAGCUCGUCAUCAUCUUUACCCUGCUCUUCGUAGGCGAGCGUAUAUUUAACAUUGACAGCGGACGUUAUGCCCCCCUCCACUCGCCGCCCUCUGAGCACUACACCAUCAUCUUCAACACCUUCGUCCUCAUGCAGCUCUUCAACGAGAUCAACGCCAGGAAGAUCCACGGCGAGCGCAACGUUUUUGACGGCAUCUUCAACAACCUCAUUUUCUGCUCCAUUGUGUUCAGCACCUUCGUCAUCCAGGUAGUGAUCGUGCAGUGGGGGGGCAAACCGUUCAGCUGUGUCGGCCUGACCAUCGACCAGUGGCUGUGGUGCACCUUCUUGGGCUUUGGCAGUCUCCUCUGGGGUCAGCUGAUCUCAUCCAUCCCCACCAGUCGUCUGACGUUCCUGAAGUCGGCGGGCCACGGCACCCAAAGGCAGGAGAUCCCCGACGAGGAGCUGGAGGACAUGGAGGACAUGGAGGAGAUAGACCACGCUGAGCGUGAGCUGCGCCGAGGGCAGAUCCUCUGGUUCAGGGGCCUCAACCGCAUCCAGACUCAGAUGGAUGUAGUGAAUGCCUUCCAGAGCGGAAGCUCCUUUCAGGAGCGCCAGCUAAGGCGGCAGCCCUCCACCUCCAGCCAACAACAGCACGAUAUUCGGGUGGUGAAUGCUUUCCGCAGCUCCCUCUCCCCCUAUGAGGGACUGGAAAAGCCUGAGUCUCGUAGCUCUAUCCACAACUUCAUGACCCACCCGGAGUUCCGGAUAGAGGACUCGGAGCCCUCCAUCCCCCUCAUCGACGACACGGACGCAGAGGACGACGCCCCAACCAAGCGCAACUCCGCCUCCCCCCGCAACGUCACGCCCACCCCGCCCUCCCCGACACCCUCGCCCAACCAGAACAAUAAUGCAGUGGAGAGCAGCAGCAACCACCUCUAUGUGGAGGCAAGUGGGGCCGCAGGGACCCCCUCGGCCCCAGGGAGCCCACUACACAGCCUGGAGACGUCCCUCUGAUCCAGCCCACUAUCCCACUCCUUAGCCCCUACCACCACCACAACAUCCACUUAUCUACCCGCGACGAGGAGCUUGUUCGUCUCCGAGGAGGAGAGACGGCAGAGGAGAUGAAAGGGGGAGGGGUAGACUGGAGGGGGGGCGGAGAGUCUUCUGUAAGCUUAGGGCUUGUGCUGGACUGGAACGAGCAAACAUUCACAACGAUCUAGGGAAUGGUCUUUGACACUUUUUUUUUUUUUUUGUUUUGUUCUUAAAAUACCCCUCUGGCAAUGUGAGGGCUUCUUUUGUCUCCACCCCUCCCUCCAUGAUAAUUUAUUUGUUGUUCUCUGUACAAGAGGGGUGAAUAUAAACUCAGAUUGAAAGUGACCUGUAUUUUUUUAUUAAUUAUUAUUAUUAUUAUUGUUAUUAUUUUUACGAGGAGAGGGAGGUUCUCCAAGUGGCUUGAAGAUCAGCUGUAAGAAAUGAAAGAACCUUUUAGUUUCUCAUUAUCUGAAUGGUGUUGUAUAUUUAUCUAUCUUUGGCCCUUGCUCAUUCAAAAAUGUAUUUCUGCUCCAUUGGCUGUUAAUAUUUUGAAUUAUUUAUGUUUUUGAAAAAGCAGGUCUGUUUACAAAGUUUGUAGAUACUUUUUUUCUGUUUGUAGGCGAAAGAGCUUCCUGACAUAUGAUACAGAAAACUAGGGGACGGAGUAAAACAUUGAAUGAGAGGACUAUUUCAGAUACUGCUGUAUUUUCAGGAAAAAAGGGUGUUUCUAUUGAAACUUAACUAUUUUUGCCUGCAAUUGUUAUUUGUUAUAUAUUUGUAGAUAAAUAGAAACCUUCUAGCCAAACAGAUAAACACUAAGGCUUGUAUAGCGAAGAGGUCCGGGGGUGGGGGUGGGUUUCAACAGCAGAGUUAUAGGGCAAGUACCAUCAGGACCUCUGUGCAUUCAUAUAUCAAUAUUUACAACCUUAAUUGCUUUAGCAGUUUCAAGUUCUGUUUUUCACAUUCAUGGCAAAACUCAAAGUUCCUGCUACUUAUGUUAUUAAUUGAUGUUCAAGGGGGAGGGAAAUGAAAAUCUGAUUAGUUUCACGUUCAGGAUUCAAUUCCUAUAAAGAGGUUUGGCAGUUGGUCAUCACAUUAAGAAUUUUUUUUUUUU
Esox lucius (northern pike) is the source of this 5305-nucleotide messenger RNA. RefSeq names its product ATPase plasma membrane Ca2+ transporting 1a (gene atp2b1a). NCBI's taxonomy places the organism in Eukaryota, Metazoa, Chordata, Actinopteri, Esociformes, Esocidae. Gene Ontology annotation, molecular function: PDZ domain binding; ATP hydrolysis activity; P-type calcium transporter activity. The coding region runs from base 379 to 4173 and encodes 1264 amino acids. Gene Ontology annotation, biological process: calcium ion transmembrane transport; regulation of cytosolic calcium ion concentration. Gene Ontology annotation, cellular component: membrane; intracellular membrane-bounded organelle. The transcript has 22 exons. The record is from RefSeq and is a predicted model, not a curated record.